AGAUUCGAUCGGACACGAUAAUACGUCCUUCGACUUCGCUGUUUGGAAGUCGACUUCUAUUUGAUCGAGUAGGUGGCAGCAACGGCAACGUUCUCAUGUAUCUUAUUCUACGUGAAAAAUGGCGGAUUGCAAGGAGGACACGGAAGGAGUCGAUCGACCGCCGCUCGUCUUAAAAAUCGAUCCACCCGAGGAGUCACCUAAGGAAAACACCGAGGAGACUUCAACAAACGAUAAGUCAGCAGUGUCAUCGGACCAGGAUGAAACGACGAGCCAUAGUCAUAGCCAAGCGACGGAGUCCAACGACCAGGCAUCCGCAUCAACCAUAGUUGUUAAGCCCCUGAAUAAAAAGCAUUAUUCUCUAUUGGCUGCUUCAAAGUUUGGACAUUCAUUUGGCUUCAACGAUCUCUCCGGUAACUCUGUCACUCAAAGUAGCAAAGCAAAGUCGUCUAUAUUGAGGCCGUCACAAUUGAGCGCUGUUACUAAUAGUUGCGCUUCUCCGGAUAAGAGCGUUCUGCAACCUGCAAAGUUUCAUAACCCAUUUACCAAGGUUAUUGAUGAUUCCAUAGAAGAAGAGGAAGAGGAGAAUAACGAAUCUGAAACGAGAAACGACAAAGCGGUUGAUGAGUCCAUGAAUGAAGAGAAGCUUGUUGAGGAAGAUGCGAAACCUACCGUCUUCUUACCUCUAGGUGUGAGCGCAAAAGAGAAUGAGAACAGUAUAAAUAAUACUGUGGCGUCUAGCACGUCUACCCCUAGCUUUGUGUUUGGUCAGAAUCUGAAGGAACGCGUCACUGUUUCGAAUGACAUCGAUGACACUUUGGAGAAUUCUGACAAGGACGAAGCGAAGAAGAGCGAAGAGACCAACGAGAAUGGAUCUUCUGAGCUCUUGUUUUCGAAUGCAGCUGCAAAUUGUCGUUCUACAGUCAGGCCAGGUUUAACAUUAACCCAAGCGGCGCAAGUGUUGGAGGAAGCUAACCGUGCGAACAAGAGAAAAUAUAAUCAAGUAACGCCGUUAACUGGCGAGGAAGGAGAGACGAACGUUCUUCAAAUUAACUGCAAACUCUUUGCAUUUGAUAAGACUAGCAGCAGUUGGCAGGAGAGAGGGAGAGGUACGCUGAGACUCAACGAUCGGGACGAAGAAUCUCGUUUGGUCGGUCGUACCGCUGGAACGCAGAGAUUGAUUCUAAACACUAAAGUAUGGCCGGGUAUGACCGCGGAACGUGCCGGACCUAAGUCGUUGAGACUAACCGCGAUGGAUGUUCAUGGAGAUAUCCGAAUCUUUAUCGUUCAAGCGGCACCUAAAGAAGUCGACCAGUUACACAAUCUCCUGUUGCAGCGACUUAAGCGCGCGCAAGAGCGUCACCCGAAAAAGCUAGCGACGGACCACUGACGAUCGAUCUCAGGCAGCUCCGGCGAUACCUUGAUUUGUGCGACAAGUCGCAACUCGAGGUAGUUGAGGCAUCAGUAUUCGUCGGAGGAGGAAGAAGAAGAAGAAGAAGAACGACAAGUAGCGGUAGAAGAAGAACAAGUCGUAGCACUUGUACAAGUCAACACCACUCUUGUACAAAUUUAACAUUUUACUUCCUUCUUACGAACGCAAAGCCUUUUUGUAAUCAUUCCUAAUUGAUAUUCUUUUAUUUGAAAUUUCCUAUUCCUUAAAGUCGAAAAUGUGAAUUAUUAGAAAAAAAAAUCACACAAAAAACAAAAAGGAAAAGAAGUAAGUAGAAGUUUUUAAGAAUAGCGUAAUAUUAGUUACACAUGUAAGUCGUAAGAGAGAAUCAUGAAAGAAAUAGCAUAUAAUUUAACUCUUGAAAUAAAUCUCUGAAAAACUUUACGCAUGUUAUACACGUUACUACAUCACAUAAAGGCUUCAACAGAUUUGUAUCACGUUUUGCUACGGUCGGCUAUAUCCUUCUUUUUUUAUGCUCGAAAAGUUUCACUGAUUGAUUGAUAUAAAAAUAUAUAAAUAGAUUUAAUAAAUAAAUGAUUUGUGUAUAUUUAUGAUGAUUAAUCGAUAUAUGAGAGUGGCUGGACGAAUAACGAUAUUUGCGUAGCAUAUCGUAUAUUGCUGUUAUAUGUACUUUGACUUGUAUUUAAAAGAAGGUUUGUGGGAACGUACAAUAAAACGGCAUUAUUAAUUGAU
Molecule: messenger RNA, 2140 nt
Organism: Ooceraea biroi (clonal raider ant)
Lineage: Eukaryota; Metazoa; Arthropoda; Insecta; Hymenoptera; Formicidae
Gene: RanBP3
Product: ran-binding protein 3
Biological process (GO): protein export from nucleus
Source: RefSeq, a predicted model, not a curated record